Molecule: messenger RNA, 1505 nt
Organism: Vitrella brassicaformis
Lineage: Eukaryota; Vitrellaceae
Source: the annotation of a GenBank genome assembly
CUUUGGCUUUCUUGCCAGUCAGACAGGUGCAGACGAUGACUUGCUGUACGAACAGCAUGUAUUGGAUCAAUGGGCGCUCGACGUCGAGCUCUCUGGGUGGCCUCUGUGCAUCGGGCGGCAUCAAGAUCACUGACCACGUUUUCGUCUUCAAACACGUAUGUAUGCGAUGUGACAUCCUAUCCACAGCACAGAGGGCGGGAGAGUGGCGCUCUCAUCUCCUGGUCUCAUCUUUCACUCGGAUGUGUGUCGCUCGCUGGGCUGGUUGUGUGCAGGCACCGACUGAGUGGGUGCGUCGUGGCCUCGUCAACAAUGCCAAGCCGUGUGUGUUUGGGCCGGGGGGGUCCGUCCUUACGGUCCACGCAGACCGCACAGAGCACCCCCAGGCCAUCUACAUGCACGCCCCGCCAGGCCGCAGGCCGCAGGGUCAACCUCACUGACGGCAGGUCAGUGAGAGGUCGGCAAGCCGCGUGAGGCGUGAUUUUAUCAAUGCUCUCAUGCCGGUCCUUCAGGAAAGUGACAGCGCUCUCGUAUGAGCUUCGCUCGUACAUCGCCGCCAAGGACACCGAAGCGCACAAGCCCCUCCACCCGGCAGACACCAAGAAGCCCUCCCCUCAGCUCGCCCAGCUGCCCACGGCGAGCACACGAGACUGGCGCGGCGCCUCGCAAGAGGACAUCCAAGAGCCAAGCCAAGAGGGGAUCAACCGAUGGUUUGUCGAGGAGUAUCUGCCGGCACAAGAGGCGAAGGAGGCCGAGGAGGAUGACAAGCGGUGGGCGGAGGUUGAGGAGAAGAAGGCCAAGCAGCCCUACGACCACUCGCAGUGGGCACACUUUGACGAGGAGUGGGCGAGGGUGAACAACAGGCAGCUGUGGCGGCAGUGUUCAAGGAGUGGGAGGCCGCCAACCCCAAGAUGGCCCCCUUGGUGCGGAAGAAGUGGAAGGGCACACCCACCAUUCGACUGUGAGGGGCGGCAUAAGGGAGGGAGGGGGGAGAGGGAGGGAGGGUAGUUGGGCUAUGGGCUACGCUGCAUGUGUGUAAGAACAGCCAUGCGGAUUGUGUGCUGUACCAGGAAGGGAGACAGGCACCUAAGUCUUGCGCUGUGUGGUGGGAACACAACAGCUGCUCUCUCUUUGUUUUGUCGAUCCGCGGGCUGCGUGGGUGGACGGCUGCUUUGGCUAGGCUUGACUAAUGGUGCCUGCCUGCCUGGAUGCCAGCCUCCCAGUCAGUCCGUCAAUCUGUCUCUCUGGACGGUGCUUGCCGUGGGAUGCAAGUGUUGCCUGAUGGCUGCCUUUGACGGCCUGUCGGUGAACUCUUGAUGCUCACUGUCAUGCGGGGAGGGGUGAGACUUUUACUCGACCGCAGGGAAGGCUGACAUGAGGGAACACACGACUAGCCAGAGAACAGACAAAGGAAUCGGACGACUUAGUGGCUCAUACUCACAUGACAUCCCCUUGACUCAUGACUCACUCAGUGUAUGUUGAUGACCAGAUAAAGUUCAAGAAUCUCU